Messenger RNA from Ziziphus jujuba (common jujube), 628 nucleotides. Its product is annotated as Bowman-Birk type proteinase inhibitor PVI-3(2). The record is from RefSeq and is a predicted model, not a curated record. Bases 73 to 483 code for a protein of 136 amino acids. Lineage: Eukaryota; Viridiplantae; Streptophyta; Magnoliopsida; Rosales; Rhamnaceae. Gene Ontology annotation, cellular component: extracellular region. Gene Ontology annotation, molecular function: serine-type endopeptidase inhibitor activity. The transcript is spliced from 2 exons.
UUACCACAUCUUCUGCAUCACCCAAACAAUCUUCCAAAGAAAGCUAAAAUACCAGAGCAGAGAGAAUUAUUCAUGGCAUCCAAGAAGGCUGUUGUCAUGACGGUGGCAGUGCUAGCUGUUCUUCUACUACCCCUGUCUGCAACAGUUUCUGCUAGACCCGAUGCUCAUGUCUUGGAUCUCUUUGACCUACUAAGUGCCAAACACCAUGUCUCUAAUAACUUUGUGAGAGUGGUGCAUGGGAAGAGUAAAGGAAAUAAGCUAGCGUGCUGUGAUAAUUGCUAUUGCACUAAAAGCGAUCCUCCACAGUGCACAUGCGCAGACGUCUUCACCGAUGCAAAAGAAUGCGAUGGCUGUGACGUUUGCAUCACCUACCUAUAUCCCCCACGAUACAGGUGUCUUGAUGUUACAGACUCUUGCAGUCCACCAUGCUCCUCUGAUGCUGCAGCUUAUAGUGUUCUUAAGAAUAAAGUUGUUACCAACUAAAUCGCCACCGUGUUAAGUACAAUAUAGGCUUGGCCAACUGCCUCAAUGGCUGAUAUAUAUGUUGAGGCUUUUAAAUAAUAUGUAAUCCAAGUCUUCUCUAAAUAAAAAUGUUUGUGUUGGAAAUAAAAUUAGCUUUGUUUUGAAA